CAGAACAGAAGAGAAUAAAAUUUUAGUCACUUGUAUCUUGGACAUCAAAAUCAAUACUUUCAACAAGCUAAGCUAAGCUAACUAUUCCUACAGUUACUAGCAGUUGUUCAUUUGUAGGAAAUAGAUUUCUAUUAUCAAUGCGUUUUAGUCUAGUGUUGUAUGAUUAAUUAAUGAGUCGACAUCUUGAGAAUACGUUCAUUAGAUGUAUUUAAAUACUCUGAAAUCAACAAACCAGUGUUAGCAAUAAUGUCAUUGAAGGCCUAUGAAGAUGCUUGUACAAGAGCGGAAUUAUUUGGUCAGCCAAAACCUGAUAAGGAAGAAUUUUUGGAGAAACAUAAACAUUUAGAUGUGGUGGAAUUCGAAGAAGUAGAAAUUAAGACUGCUGAGAAUACAGCAAUGUUAGAUGAUCAAAUGAAAGAAGCUACGGGUGGUCUCAGUGAAUUAAAUACUAUUUUGGAUUCAACUCAAACGAAGUUAAACAAGUUAAAGGGAGUAUGUGGCAGUCUCACAAAUUUCUUCCGGUUGAAACUGACAUCUCGAGAUAACCUGUCAUAUUCUAGUGAACCCAGCUACGUAGGACAAACAAAUUAUGAUAAAGAUUAUAUACCAGCAACCACAGAGGUAAUCUCUAUUAACGAAGGCCUCGGUCCCAACGACAACGAAAUGUCAUUGCGCGCCAAAACUAAUAAAAAUGGCGGUCGUAGCCCGGGAAAAUCGCAAAAUGGCGGCGAUAUAAAUUCUGCGCUUGAAACUUUGAAUGAAAUGCAAAAAAGUGAAGAUAAUUCUGUAUUAAGUAAGGCGGCGUUUGCGGAUGUAGGUAAGCAGAUGACGUCACAGAUGAGUAAGUUAGAUCAGAUGAUUGGCCAAGCAGAUAGAGCUCAGACAUCUUUGAAUCAGCAGAACAAACAAAUGAGGUCCUUUCUUCGAUAAAGUUGGUGUCAUGAAUAUUGUACCUUCAAUUAUGCUCAACUUAUGGCGUUGCGAUACUUACAGCUGAUAUACAUUUAAAGUUGUAUACCUACUUCAAAAUAUUUUAAAAAUGAAUACUCGCGGGGAUAUAAUAAGAGAAUAUGUUAAUAGUUAUACCUAAACUCGAAAAUGAAUCAUCAGCAGUUUUUUAGUACAAAUCUGUAGAUGAACUUUUCAAUGUCCUUAAGCGUAGUAUCAAUUCAACAUUGAGAUUCUACUGCAGUGUACAGGAAUUGUCCCGUAAAAUAAGGACCUACUUGACUACCAUUACAAGCAUGUUUCAUAUCCAGUUUGGAUAUUUCUUUCUCUUACUGCUGCAAUGGGCUUUGUUCACUUUAAAUAAGGCAAAAAUAUUUUCACGAUGUUUGCGUCCAUACUUAAGUAUGUAUUAGAGCAUUUAUAAGUAUACAAUAAUAUUUGUAUUUAUCAUAAUAAUUUUAUCUCAGUUGUACUGUAGAAAAUGUUAUAUUAGUGACGGUCAUUGUAUGUGAAUAAGCUUAUAUAUAGUAUCAUAAUGUGUAAGAAGGCGUAUGAACAUAAGAAUGCACGUUUAGAACGAGAAAUAAUUCUCUAAAUGUUAAUUCAUCGUUUAUAACAGCAGAAGCGUUAUGUUUUGAACUGGCUAUAUAAAGAAAAGUAUGUAUAAAAUAAAAUAUAGUAAAAUAUGCUAUUUGCCGAAACGUUGAGCACAUGGAGUUUGGAAGCGAAAUUGUUUUUAACAAGUAUUUCAGAGCGGCUCAUCGAGGUUUCUUAUGACCCGCGAGCUGGUAGCUACUUUGCCCAGAGGUUAUCAGGUUAAGUAAGGCCAUUCAAAGAGGCAUCGCUGCCAGUAACUUGGAUACGCGGCUUCAACGUACCGCGUUGGAUUAUAAUGAUUGUUUUUUUUGUGAAUUGUAAGUAUAUGUAAUUAUUUCUAUACUCAAGUUAUUCAACAUAAAUCUAAAGUUUAAUUAGGACACGUCACACCCUACUAGGAGGUAGUCAGAGAAAGAAACGGCAAACCACUUGGUAAUACAGUACAAUUGGCGUUAUUAUGAUUUUUAUACGUCAGGCAGGAGCUAACUCCAAGGAAAAAAGGAGUUGACUUUUAGCCGCUCCAUGAAUCCUUCCGUGGGUUUGCACUUCUGAACUCAGUUCUCCAUAUUUUCGGCUGAUAAAGGACAGAUGCGGGGAACACUAUUAAAAGUAUCAAUAGUUUGUUUGACAAGUACUUUGUCUACAAAAAUAAUAGGUUUCUUUUCGGCCUACUGUUGACCGCUGUUAGCCGGCCUUUACAGCUUCAUUGGCGAUAAGGGCGAGUGCAGAUGGCAUUCCAAACCCGCGGAAGAACUUAUAGAACGGCUUAAGGCUAACUCCUGCCUGACGGAUACGACUUCAGUCUGAGGGCACCGCUAGGGGUUCGAACCUCGGCUCAGGCCGUCGUAAUUUCGUUCCCCAUUUGAAUCGGUCGGGGGAUCUAUUGGAGGGGAAAAAUAAUAGGUAUAUGUUAAAUCUUAUACCAACUAUAUAUGGUAUAUAUGAAGCUUAAGUAGUAUUUAUACCUAAUUAAUUAAUUGGUAAUGAAUAACUUUGGUGCUUUGAUAAAAUAUGAUAUAGGUACCUACAAUCCAUUGUUCGAGUGGGAAGAAAUGUAUGCUACCUAUUGUUACUUGCAGACAAUAUUAAUAUAACUCGUUAUCUCUUCUCUAAAGAAUAUAUUUAUAGCACUCUUA
This is a messenger RNA of Achroia grisella, 2681 nucleotides long. RefSeq lists its product as uncharacterized. The record is from RefSeq and is a predicted model, not a curated record. The coding region runs from base 247 to 930 and encodes 227 amino acids. NCBI's taxonomy places the organism in Eukaryota, Metazoa, Arthropoda, Insecta, Lepidoptera, Pyralidae. The transcript is spliced from 3 exons.